This is a messenger RNA of Tricharina praecox, 903 nucleotides long. RefSeq lists its product as uncharacterized. The record is from RefSeq and is a predicted model, not a curated record. Lineage: Eukaryota; Fungi; Ascomycota; Pezizomycetes; Pezizales; Pyronemataceae. The transcript has a single exon. The coding region runs from base 38 to 496 and encodes 152 amino acids.
GUCGACGGAUAAUUUUUAACUUUUCCGCACGCGUCGGAUGGUGGCGGUGGUGAAGGUGGCGCCAAGCCGCACCCCACAGUCCACCCACUGUCCGGACUCCUCCCACUGUCCGAACCACCUGGAAGACACAAUGCCCACCGCCCUAUUCCACUUCCACCACCUCCUGUCCAGCAAGAAAGUCUCCUCAAUCCGGUCACUAACACGAUCACUGGGUCUCGGCGCGGUCUACAAGCGGGGCUACCCGGGGCUGCUGCUGAUCUCGGGCGCGAACGUGGACGACGUCAAGGCCCUCGUCAAGGUCGUCAAGGCCAUGCGCUGGCAGAGCUGCAGCUUGUGUGGAGGCGGCAUCCGCGAGGAUAUGCAUGUCGCAUUUGAGGCGAGAGGCGCGGAGGAGGUGGACGCUGUGAGGGAUGUGGUUGCCGCUGCGAGGACGGGCGGGGGAGUGGAGGUCGAGGGGUGGGUUAAGAGGGGAUUGGGGUUGGGAAAGGAGGAGUAGAUAAACAGACAAAAAGAUGAGCAGAGAAACAGAGAAACAGAUGGCUAAUGGAUGAGUGAUGAGUGAUCGCAGAUGAACGUCGUUGCGCGUGAAAUACAACCCAAGUGACUGGAGACCGUAUCGUAAAGACAGCAAAAAAAAAACAACCGAACGCCGACCAAAGAAACCCCCACACCCCGCCUACUCCUCCACCGGCAUCUUCUCCCUCCUUUCCCUCGCCGCUUGCUCCUCCCUCUCCCUCUUCUCAAUGACAUAGUCGGCCGCCAAAACCGCCUUCUCAAGCCUCCCCCCUACCUCCGGCACCGUGCCCUUAAGCCUCUGCAGCGCCUCCGUCGCCCUCCUCCUCGUGCUCUCAACCUCCUCCCUCCUAUCCACGUCCCUCACCAACCCCGCACCCUCCCCAUCCC